AUGUCAAGUCCAACAGGCAUCCUUGCGAAGUAUAGUGCCGCCAAUAGGCUCUACAAGAGCUCGCUGCUCAAUGCAGUCUGUUUCGUAGCCUCUUUGAGCGUGUUCUUCUUCGGCUAUGACCAAGGUUUAAUGGGCGGCGUGAACACAGCACGAAAUUAUGCGGAAUUGAUGGGCUUUGGUCACUGGGACGAGCAGCAAAAAAUUGUCGUUGUUGAUAAGCCAUUGUUGCAAGGGGGCAUCGUAGCAGUUUACUACCUCCCCGGAACGCUCGUGGGAUGCUUAAUUGGAGGCUGGUUCGGAGAUAGAUAUGGCCGCCUCAAGACCAUUGCCGUUGCAUGCAUCUGGUCCAUCUGCACCGCGGCUCUUCAAACCGCUGCCCAGAAUGCGGAUUGGAUGUUUUGUGCGCGAGUCUUGAACGGCAUUGGUACCGGCAUGUUGAAUGCCAUCACUCCAGUGUGGGCAACAGAAGUAGCUUCUCACACAUCUAGAGGCAAGUUCGUUGCCAUAGAAUUCACUCUCAACAUCUUUGGCGUUGUUGUUGCCUAUUGGCUACAAUUCGGCACGUCAAAGUACAAGGACCCCAAUUCGUCCUUCAUUUGGAGAUUCCCCAUCGCCUUCCAAAUCAUACCUCUCAUCGCCUUGUUCAUCAUGAUCUGGUUCAUGCCAGAGUCCCCACGGUGGCUCGUAAAAGUAGGCCGAGAAGAGGAAGCCAGGUUCAUCCUGGGCAGACUGCGUGGAAACGAGGGUGAGGACGCAAAGGCUGCAGAGGCAGAGCUGCAGGAAAUCAUCAGCAUCAGAAAUCUGGAGCACGACACCGCCAAGCAGCAGAGUUACUUUGCCAUGUUCUUCGGGAUAGGCUCAGGGAAACUGCACACCGGCCGCCGUGUUCAACUUGUCAUCUGGCUUCAGAUCCUGCAGGAGUGGGUAGGCAUUGCUGGAAUCACGAUCUACGGUCCCACGAUCUUUUCGAUUGCUGGAAUCAGUUCGGAGCAGCGCCUUUGGGUCAGUGGUGUGAAUAACAUCACCUACAUGUUUGCGACCUUGAUUUGCGUGUUUACCAUAGACCGCAUCGGUCGACGGUGGACACUGUAUUGGGGUGCCGUUGCGCAAGGGAUAUGCAUGUUCUGUGCGGGAGGCUUGGCAAGAGCAACUCUCAAUGCUAGUCCCGGCAACCGUUCUGGGCUAGGCGGCGCCGCUACCUUCUUCGUCUUCCUAUAUACCGCAGUCUUCGGUGCGACUUGGUUGACGGUCCCUUGGCUAUAUCCCGCGGAGAUCUUCCCUCUCCAAGUGCGUGCCAAGGGCAAUGCUUGGGGAGUGCUUCUUCUCCCUACAAUCUUCGAGAAGCUCAAUGAAAAGACAUUAUACCUUUUUGGUGCUGUCAACUUCGUAUCCUUAGUUGUUGUCUGGGCACUUUACCCCGAGUCGAACCAAAGGACUUUGGAGGAGAUGGAUCUUGUCUUUGCCAGCGACAGCAUCUGGGCGUGGGAGGCCGAGAAGGAGUUUGCUAAACUCAAGGCCGAGAAUCCUUCUCUUGUUCACUCGGCACACAUGGGUCAUGGUGUUGUCGACCCCGAAACGGGUGUGACUCCAAGCAAGGUGGACAAUACUCAUAAAGAGUAG
Colletotrichum fioriniae is the source of this 1620-nucleotide messenger RNA. NCBI's taxonomy places the organism in Eukaryota, Fungi, Ascomycota, Sordariomycetes, Glomerellales, Glomerellaceae. The record is from RefSeq and is a predicted model, not a curated record.